AUGGCGUACCAGAUUGAGCCCGCCGUCGAGGCCGACGCGCCAGCCCUUGCCCACAUCAAUGUCGUCAGCUUCCAGGGCCGUGGGCUGCUAAACCAAGUCUUCCCUGAGGCCACUGAGUCCAUGCUGGAAGCGUAUAAAUCGGUCUACACUAUGAAGCACUUUUCGAAUCCGCAGAUACAUGUGCUCAAGGUCGUUGACUCGAUGACCCAGGAGGUUAUCGGCUAUGGCCGCUGGCUGGUCCCCGCGUCUCUCGGACUUCUCCCGAGUGCUCCCGUCUUGAGUGAACAAGCACAGGAGGUCGCAAAGGAUCCCCUGCGGUUGGCGCCGCGACCGAUGAACGAGGCGCUCUAUAUGAAAUUCCGGGGUAUGUUGGAGACGUCCCGUCAGAAACACGCCCGCGAGUCAGACAUCACUCUCGACCUCUUGGCCACACUACCGACCCAUCAAGGGCGUGGAAUUGGCUCGGCUCUGCUGCGCUGGGGCACCGCGAAAGCCGAUCAAUGGCAAGUGCGCAUCUACUUGGAGGCGACAGGAGAAGGGUAUCCGCUAUAUAUCAAGCACGGAUGGAGGCCCGUCGAGGAAAUCCAAUUGGAUCGCACGCAGUUUGGCGCUGCGGGACAGGAGACAUUUUGGAUAAUGAUUCGCGAUCCUAUUCCUCCUAGCCAAUGA
Molecule: messenger RNA, 669 nt
Organism: Penicillium macrosclerotiorum
Lineage: Eukaryota; Fungi; Ascomycota; Eurotiomycetes; Eurotiales; Aspergillaceae
Exons: 2
Coding region: 1-669 (222 amino acids)
Molecular function (GO): acyltransferase activity, transferring groups other than amino-acyl groups
Source: RefSeq, a predicted model, not a curated record